AUGAACAAGAUGAAUGCUUUCCGAGGAACAGAUGCCGCUUCAUUAGCAUUCAAGGAGGAAUUGGUAAAAUUAGCACCGGGAUACUACCUCGGAGAUCUCCAUCGUCAUAUUUAUAUGACAGGACAAGACCUAGUACGCGAUGCAUGCACUGCAUAUCAAGAAGCUCUCGCAGAGGAAGAAGAAGUGGUUGAAGAUGCUAAGCCUGCUCACCCGAGCAAACCUUUGAUGAAAUCGUUCCUCGAUCUCGGCUUGACCAAGAAUGUGAUUCAUGGUAACAGAUCAUCCUUUGAAUCAGCGUGCCAAAACUGGCUCUCUUCCGCGAAAAUGUAUCACCCAGCAUUUGGAUACUUCAAAUUUGAAUACUUGAUGUUUGGCCAAAUUGAUUACAAGUCUUGUUUUCGGGUUGAUGAUACUCUUAAUCAUGCCGGUACUUCAGAGAUAAAAAAAUAUCCAGCCCCAUCGCACUCUUGGUUGCAUGCACUACCAGACACUUUCGCUGGAGAUGAUAGCGACACUGAGCCGCUCAGAAGCACUUAUAAUCAGUUCAUGGAGAGCGAAGCUGAUGGAGAUAUCUACAACUCCAAAGAUUUCAAGGGAGGCGAAACUACAGGCCAUGCUGGUGAUUCCCACCAGCCAUGUCUCGCAGCGCCAAGAUCCUCUAAAAAUUCAAGCGUUUUUGAGAGUACAUCCUACAUUCCACCUCAUAAGAGGAGCGAUACGGAUAGCUCACACUCUCGAUCACAAUCCGAUUCUGUUGUUCUACAGUCGAAGACUCCUCCGGGUAGAGGCAGAGUCAGCCACGGAAGCCAGUCUGAAGACGGCUCACAAUGGCAAGCAGACCCCAGUAUGAACAGACGAACAUUGACUGGAGGCUAUUACAAACCGCACUUCAGUCUUUACGUACCGGCCUAUGUACACAGUGGCUCCAUACAUCCAAUGACAGAGAGUAGUCACAGCAGAUCGCUUUCAACCCAGUCAAAUUACAAAGAGACGGGACAAGGCACCAAGGCGAUUAAAGAUCUUGCCGACAACCUUAACUGCUCAUUGUUUGUGAGCCAUCUCCCAGAAGAUAUCAAGUAUAAGGAGAUAUUCGCAGUCAUCACCACCGGUUCCGUGGUAUCUGUACACAUUAACGAACCCAUUCCUGGACGUCCCUUUUCCGCUGCCAAGAUCACCUUCAAAUAUCCCGAAGGAGCUGCUCGAUUCAUGGCACUAGUAAAUAGUCCCGUGGGUAUCCAAAUCCGCGACCAUCAUGUCGCUGCUGUCUACAAUGGCUACGGCAUGGUCAAACACGCUCAGGAACAUCAGAGUCGUGUCAUUCAUAUUCAUGGACCCUAUAAACUCAUGGCUGAGGGUUACUGGAGAAAAUACUUUGGCAAGGUCACGAGAUAUCAACUUGAUCAUGUUGGUUAUUUGCCAUUUGACCCAAAUAACAAAGUCACAAGGUUCAUGGAGUUUCGCUUUGCCAGAAUUGAAGCACAGGCUCAAUCAAUCUUGAUAACUAUUAUCCAUGAUCCUCAGUUUGAGGGUAAGGUAAUCUGUAAAUAUGGGCCAGAUCCUUGUGGAAAAGCCUGGGAGACCUUGCCUCACAAAUGA
This is a messenger RNA of Botrytis byssoidea, 1596 nucleotides long. RefSeq lists its product as uncharacterized. Gene Ontology annotation, molecular function: nucleic acid binding. Lineage: Eukaryota; Fungi; Ascomycota; Leotiomycetes; Helotiales; Sclerotiniaceae. The transcript is spliced from 2 exons. The record is from RefSeq and is a predicted model, not a curated record. Bases 1 to 1596 code for a protein of 531 amino acids.